AUGGCCGUCAUGACCAAUCCGUGCCCUACUGUCAUCUCGUCGUCCGAACUGAAGAAGAUCCUCACUAUGAGCUACACCACGGUGCCGGACAAGUUUGCUCUGGUCGCCUCCAUCUCGGCUGGACAGACCUCGGUGGCCAUGCCCGGCCUCACCAACUACCUCCUCAAUUGGGCUGUGACUGGCUUGGCAAAGUCAUGCAAAGCGGCGCGGAAGAAAAAAGUGACUUCGCCUGAAAAACUAGGAAAGUCGCUCGUCCUUGACCCUUCGGCCUGGCAAGUCAUCACCAUCCUUGCCCGCAAGGCUCUUGCCGAUCCUUCAGCUGCUCCGGCUGCUCUCGACGAGCUCUGCCGCUCGGCGCUCUGGGUCAUGUCCUUUGUCCUGCAGCUUGCUGGGCCCUCGUGGGUCCCGCGCCUCCGCCCGCUUGCGGACCUCCUUGCCUCGCAGGCCAUGCCGCUUGAUCGCCGCUUUGAGGUUAUCUCGGGCCUCGCCACCGUCGUCGCCAACCAUCCUGCUGAUGCUCCGGCGGCUGACUGGCUCGCCUCUGCCAUCGAGCGGACUGCUUCGGUUGCUGCCGAGUACAACGUCCAGCGCAAGGUCUUCGUCGCCGUUGUCGAACUCCUGCCCAAGCUCGUCGACGUUGUCGUCGCCGCAACCUCGCGCCCGCACCUCAUCGCCGCCAUCCGCACUCUCCUCCGCAUAGCCCUCUUCCACCACGACCACCUGCCGGACUUCCAGCUCGCGUUCACCAAUCCGCCAUCCAUUCUCAGCACCGAGUCGUCCGGCUCCAAGCGCAAGGCCCGCUCCGCUGACACCGACGCCAACGGGAACGACGACGCCAAGCCGACUGCGCCCAAGCGCCGCCGCGGCGCCAGCGCCCGCGUCUAUGAGGGCGACGACAAGACCUCGUUCCAGCGCGAGCUCUUUGCCGUCCUCUCCAAGCUCCUCGCUGCCGAUGCCACCCGGUCCGCCGCCCUCGAGCUCUGCACCUGGUUUAUGUCCGACUACGCCCUUGCUCUCCUCCUCGAGUACUCGCACGGCUCGUCACGCGGACUCUCCACCUCGACUGCCCUCAGCCGUUUCUCGUCCAAGGUCAAGGUCUCGGCCGCCAUGGCCGAUCCCAUCGCCGCCGCGUCGGCCGCCGUCGCCUCGUCGGCCCGCGCCUCGGUCGCCGCCGCCGCCGCGUCGGCCGCCGCCGUCGCCGAUCCGGCCAACGCCGGCGUCCCCAUCGCCGCCCUCAUCGCCAUGGUCCAGCCCAAGCAGCGGGUCUCCAUCCGCAAGGCACACUUUUCGUUCCUCAGCGAGCUCCUGCACGCCAUUGCUGUCUCGACUCCGGCUGACCACCCCAAGCUCUGGCCCACCGUCGUCGCCAUCCUCGCCACUCUCGUCGACUACGACAUCUACUCGCGCGUCUCCAUCACCCGCACUACCCAGACCAAGUUCAUGGCGUCCGUCGUCGAGUACGCCGCAGCCGCCGUCACCCGCGCGCCGUCGUCGGACGAUGCCUCCGGCCCCUUUGCUGUUCUUGCCCUCCUCCUCGACGUCUCGUACUCGCUCGUCGAGCCGGCCAUCCCCACCGCGCUUCCCAUCGCAUGCGCCGACCUUGCCGUCCUCGACGCCUCUGCGCCGCAGAUCCGCUUCCUUCUCGGCGUUCUCGGCGUCUACGCCGGUCUCUCGCAGCUCCCGUCCUUUAUCGAGUACGUUGCUGCUGCGCUCGCCGCCGCUACGACGAGCUCGUCGUCGAGCUCGGCCCGUCAGGCGCCGCCGACCUACACCGGAUGGAAAACGGUGCUCGGCGAGUUCCAGUCGGCCACCACCAAGCUGGUCAUUGGCUCGCACCUCAUGUCGAUCUGGUCGGCGCUUGAGACCGCACUUGACGCCGCCGCCGACGCGCCGACGCCUGCCCCGUUCUGCACCCUCGCCUCGCUCGCCGCCGCCUUCAUCACCGGCAUCCGCAUGACUGGCCCGCGGGUGAACAAGGUCGCCGACCUUGCGCGCACCUUUGCCACCUCUGUUCUCCGCCCGCACCUGGUCGCCUCGGGCUGCUCGGCUACCGAGGCCCGUGCUGCUGCCGCCGCCUCGGUCUACGCCGCCAUCCGCGGCCUCCUCCGCCGUGCCCGCGACGCCACCCGCGCCGCCUUUGACGCCGUCUCUCUCGACAAUGACCUUGUCUGGCUCGCUCCGUGGAUGGAGGCAUCCGUUGCCGCUACCACACCGGGCAAGCUGCCGUUUGCCGCCGCCGCUGGCAGCAUCAACCCGUACGCCACCUACCUUCUCGCCCGCGUCGAGAUUGCUCACAUCAUGAGCCUCCACGACGCCUACACGCUGGCCGUCAACUCGGUCGGGACCAUCAUGACCCACACCACCAUCGCCGAGAACGACGCCAGUACCGACGCUGCCGCCGUAGACGUCGAGAAGGCUUCGGACGCCCUUGCCGCCGCUAUCAACCGCAUCGACCUGCCAAGCCUCAAGGCCGAGCUUACCGCGGCUGUCGCCCGAGUCGCCUCCGUCGUGCCGCGUCUCGACGCUGCUGCUGUGAGCAGCUACGGAGUCUGGCACGGCUGCGAGCUUGCGCUCCUGAGCGACGACGGAGCGAGCAAGGCGUCGACGUCGACGGUCCUCAUUGUCGGCAUCUGGCAGCUCAUCACCUCGCACAUCGACAUUCUCUCGGUCUACGCCUCAGACGCACUUUUGCUCCAGUGGGCCGAGAGUCUGCUGCACGGGGGAGCUGCAGACGCGGGUGCCGCGGCCGAUGGCGGCGUCACCGUCGCGUCCAUCUCGCGCGCGCUCCUCGCUCACGAGGGCCUGGCGGAGAUCCGGCCGCUGCGCGCGCCCAUGGCUGCUGCCUUUGUGGCGGCGGUCUCCUCAGCCGGUGGACACCCCGCGGCACGGGCUCUGGCCAAGGCCACGGCCAAGGUUGGAUCGUCCAAGUUUGUGGCCACCGUCAAGCGGGCGAUGGAUGCAACGGCGGAUGUCGCCAAGCUGCCGGCCGUGACCUCGGCCAUGCUUGCCAUUGCUGCUGCCUGGCCGGCCCGCUAUCUCUCAAGUAGUCUGGCCGGUGCGCCUGGUGCAGACGAGUGGCUUGCCAUUCUGGCUUCGCUCCUGCCUGCGGCGACGGAGGCGGGCGCCGCAGCGACGCUCACGGUCCUCAUCGAUCAACUGGCGUCGCCGUCGGCCGAGCUGACAGCUGUCCUGACGCCCGAGACCGUGGCCAGCCUCCCAGCGGCGACCUGGAUGCAUCUGCUCCCGGUCUUGGCGAAGGCAGCGGUGGCGGAGAUGGUGGCGACGGAAGGGUCACAGCCGGGCCGGCCCACACUCCACCCGUGGCUGGCGAGCCUUGUGGCAAGCGACGGCCCCGUGGCCGCUGCCGCGGCGGAGCCAGAGUUUGUGGCUGCCGCUGUGGCGAGCUUGUGCUCGGUGACGGCGGCGAUGUUCCCGUCGCGGGCGCGCAAGCUCUCCAAGCUCAAUCUGCCGUUUGCUGUCCUUGCGCCUCUCGUCAAGGCGUUGCUGGCGCUUCCUGCAUCGCCGCGGCCUGCGUCGUACGCUAGCGCGCUCACGGCGUUUAUGCAGAUGGAGGUGGCUGUGUCUUUCGAGCUGCACUUUGUGGAGCGGGCGCAGCUCGCGGCGGCGCUUGUCUCGGAGUUCCGCGGCGCGCUGACGUCUGCGGCCCGGCGAGCGGGAGAGAGUGGACGGAUGGUCAAGGAUGCUCAGCUCGAGCACGUGUGUGCGUUUGUGAGCUACGCGACGAGCCGCGGGCUCCGCGACGAUGGGCUUGCCGAGUUGCUGCUUGGCGCGCUUGGCGCGCAGCUCCCGCUGCCGGACGGGACGACAGCCAAGUCAACGCUUGCGGCGGUGGUCAUUGCGUACGUGGUCUCGCUCCUUGCGGCUGGCGAUCUGCGGCUGGCGGUGGUGGUGCCGACGGCGCUGGACGUGGCGACCGAGGUUGAGCUUGUGGUCCUCUCGUCGCUCUCGAGCCUUGUACAGGCGGCGCUUACGCCCGAGGGCGUGGGACUGCGGAUGAUGCUCGAGCAGACCAUUGUGCACGAGGCCGGCAUGGCGUCGGCGCUGGAGCUGGGCGUCGGCGCGCGAGCGCGGCGGCUGGGCGCGGCGAUUGUACUCGGCACCAUGGUGUACACCCCGGUGCUGCAAAACGCGCUCGUCGGCGCCUCGCGGUUCUGCAAGAUCGGCAAGGUGAACUACAAGGCGCUCGAAUUGCUCGCGGCGAUCCAGGCAUCGCUGAGCGAGCUGGCGAUUCGGACUGAGGGCGCGAGCGAGGGCGAGCUCGAGUCGGUGGCCAUGGCGGCGUGCGGCGGGCUGCGGCUUGCGACGGCACUCGCCAGCGACGCCGGGACGCCGAUUGCGCCGAGUUCCGGGUCGCUGCUGCUGGGCGUGUCGUCGGCGGCGCUGAAGCUGCUGCCGGCGGCGGUGCUCGACGGGGCGAACGGGAUGAAGCUGGCGUCGCAGGCGCCACUCACGCGCGGACAAGUCGAUGUCCUGGGCGCGGUCAUGGCGCUGGUCUCGAGCAUGCUGCGGUCGCGUGAGAAGGCAACGGUCUCGCUCAUGGGCGGCGUGGUGGGCGUGGUGCGGACGGUGGUCCGCGGCGUGUUUACGGCGGCGCAUGCCAACGGCGACAGGGCCACGGUCAUGCUCGGCGUGGUGCACCAGUUUGCGCGGAUGUGCAGCGACCUCGGGCGGCUCAACGAGGCCAUCAAGCCGUUCCUGGCUCUCAUUGUGCCGCUCUACGUCGACCUUGUGGCCAUGGCGCCGCUCCCGCCGUUCGCGGUGGCCGACGUCGAGUACGGCAUCUUUGAGCUGUUCAACUGCGCCGGCGAGGACGAGCGGACCGCCAUGUUUGCGGCGCUCGGCGGCAAGAUGACCCGCGGCGCGCGCGGCAAGACCGGCGACGACCUUGCAUCGUCGACCAAGGACACGUUCCGGGCACUGCUCAAGAAGUUCCGGGUGUGGUACAAGCAGACCGGCCAGUGACGAGCCUGUCGGCAGAGGCGCGAUAAACAGCGCAAAGCAGCGGA
Messenger RNA from Thecamonas trahens ATCC 50062, 5027 nucleotides. RefSeq lists its product as uncharacterized. The transcript is spliced from 2 exons. Lineage: Eukaryota; Apusomonadida; Apusomonadidae. The record is from RefSeq and is a predicted model, not a curated record. The coding region runs from base 1 to 4983 and encodes 1660 amino acids.